GAUGUGUGAUGUGAAGUUUGUGAAGUAUAGUUUUUUAUGGUGGAUAAAAGUAAAGGAUAAUAAAAUCAACCAUAACGUCUUGUGUUGUUGUCUAGCGCCCUUUAUGCUCAUCUCAGUGUAAUAGUUAACGUGUUUUUUUUUUAAUUUUUAAAUAUUUAAAAAGCAAUAAGUGAUAAUUUCUAAGUCUGAAAUUCAAUUACAUCCUUGAAAAUGUCGCAAGAAGCUAAUCAAUCAAACAAUGGAAAUGAUGAACAAAGAGCCAAUGGUGGAGAUGAUGAAGGUGACGCAUGGGGUAGUCAUGGAUCUGUGAAUAAACCACGAUACGCAAAAAUGCCAGUAAACAGAAAUUCUCCAUAUUAUAAAAUGGACCACAAACGACGCGGAGUUGCUGUUAUAUUCAAUCACGAGUUUUUUGAUGUUCACAGUUUAAAACCACGCACUGGAACAAAUGUAGAUAGUGACAAUUUAGCUAGAGUUCUAAAAAAUUUGGGCUUUCGUGUUACUAUAUUCAACAAUCUGAGAUUCCAUGAACUCAAUGCUCGUGUACAAGAAAUUGCCGAAAUGGACUACUCCGACGACGACUGUUUAUUGAUGGCGGUGCUAACUCAUGGCGAAAUGGGAAUUCUUUAUGCUAGAGACACUCAUUACAAAGCUGAAAACCUUUGGUAUCACUUCACUGCAGAUAGAUGUCCAACAUUAGCAGGGAAACCAAAACUCUUCUUUAUACAAGCUUGUCAAGGUGAUAGGCUUGAUGGAGGUAUUACAUUAACUACAACAGAGACAGAUGGAUCUUCAAGCACACAAUAUCGAAUUCCAGUCCAUGCGGAUUUCUUGAUUGCCUUUUCUACAGUUCCUGGUUAUUUUUCUUGGAGAAACACCACACGUGGAUCCUGGUUCAUGCAAGCUCUUUGUGAAGAGCUACGUUUUUAUGGAACUGAGAGAGAUAUCUUACAACUUUUGACAUUUGUAAAUCAAAAAGUAGCUCUUGAUUAUGAAUCAAACACACCUGAUGUGCCAUCGAUGCAUCAACAAAAACAAGUUCCAUGUAUUACUAGCAUGUUGACACGUCUCCUUAUAUUUGGGAAGAAAUAGGUGUUACUUUAUUGCUCAUUAUUAGUUCUAGUUAUCAAUUUAUUAGUUUGGUUUAUAUUAAUCAGUAAGUACAUUUUGUUAGAUUGCCAUACACAAGGAAAUUGUUCCUAAAUUCAACAAUUUGUGUUAAACCUUCCUUGCCUUGUAAAAUAAAAACAAGAAAGUAUUAUAUGCAAUUUCUAUUGUUGUAUGCUAUUUGUCUAAAAAUUUUACUUUGUAAUUGUAAAUGGUAUAUACUCUGUAGAUGUAUGAGAAAAAAGUAGAACUUUGCAUAAUUUUAGAAAUGCUCAAGUAUGACAAAAAGGUGUACCCACUAUUUUAAAUAGCUUUUAUAUUAGCCACUUUAUCACUACUCUACUAAUUAAUCUUCUGUAAUAACAAAAUACUACUACUAUGUAAUAACAUAGUAGUAAUAGAACAAUAUUCUGCAUAAAAUAAAAGUAAUUGGAUUGCCAUUGUUGAAUAAGAAAAUGUUAGAUUUUUUUCACAAAGAUAUGUCAAAGCAUUUAAGAUCUUUUUUAUUGUUACGUUUUAGCAUUAUACCUAAGUCAUAAGCCAAUUGUAUAACUAUGAUCCAGUGUGCUGAAAGUUGUAUACAAGCUGAAAAAAAAAACUAUUAAUUCAUUACUAUUACAUUAAACAAUAGUAAAAUAGUUACCCUGUUAUAAAAAAAUAAAGAUACUUUAAACUAUAUAUACUAAACUAUAUACACUAAACCUGUAUUUUAUAAUUCAGAAAUGUAUUUAUUGUAUAAGUUUACUAAAUUAUUAUUUUUUUGAUGCUUUAAAAUAAUUACACAAUGAAAUAAAAAGAAUAACAAUACCACUAUAUAAUAAUUCAAAAAUGUAUGAAAAACAAGAAAUAAGAUAAUAAUGCACAAAAUAAAUUGUAAUUUUAUAGAAUAUGUAAGCUCAAUUACAUAAAUUAAGAGCAUAAUUUGCACUGUUAUAAUUAAAAAAACAAAAAAGACUAGCAAUUGGCCGUGCCAUUCAUUAUGUUAGUAAGAUUAAGUGAAGCACAAAAUUUUAGAAAGCUUUACAUACUGUUCAUUCCCAAAUAUAAAAAUUUUAUAUUUUUAAAAUAAUUUUCUACAUUUUGUAUUUGUAAUUUCAUAGGUAUGUAAGCAUAGUUAUUGUCCUAGUGUUAUUGACAAUUAUAAUUAAAGGUAAAGAUUGUGCAAUAAUUAUUGCCAGACAUUGUCGCAUAGAUAUCAUUCUGUGUUAAGGAUUAUUGAUAUCAAUUGUAUGCAUUUUCUGAUUGUACUUAAAUAUUAGAUAUUUCUACCAUUAUUUCUAUAAGAUACUAAUAUAUAUCAUUGUAGUAUAUGUAAUUCAAUUUCAUGUCAUAUUUAUCAAAAAAACAUAGUACAUAUCAUGAAUGUAUUUAGAUAUGUGCUGGAAACAUACUUUUUUUAAUUAUUUGUAAAAUGAUGCAUACUUGUCAUGGUUAGGCAAAAUAAUUUUAAUUAGUGGUACAUACACAAAUAAUUAAAUUUAUAUUAUUAAAUUCUCUUAGGAUUUGUGAUGUAUCCACAUACCUUAAUCUCUUUUUACCUUGUAUUUAUAUAUGCUGAUUACUAUAUAAAAUACUUUAUAUAGACUCAGCAGGCACACUGCCAUGCUUCCUGAUAAUUACCUACUUAAGAAGAAAUAGGUAUGCUAUAGUUGCAUAACUAAAAGUAUCAUGGUAGAUAAAAUAGUUGUCACAAAUAUAGAAUGAUAUUAAAAUACUCAACUUUUAUAUCUAUUUUAUUAUUAUAUACUUUUUAUUUACAUUACAUUAUUAUUAUUGUAUAAUAAUAAGUACACAAAAACUUUUCUAAAUUUUUGUUUAAAUCAGGUUUAGUUUGCUAUAAAAUUUAGUGAAGAUCUACUUGGACAAUGUAUUAUUUUAGCUUUAAUUGUCACUUUUUAUAAUGCAAUAAGUAAAUUAAGAAAAAAUGGAUUAAUCAUCAUAUCACAACAAAAUGCUGUCAUUAUUUCAGAUACUGUUUAUGUUAUUUCAUUAAGUGCCCUUUUUCUUUUCAGUGCCUACACAGGCAUAAAUUAUGUUGAUGUGAAUUUACAACUAUACAAAACAAAAUUUUUUUCGCAAGUUAGGUGUACUAAAUACCUGCUUUAUAUUUUAGGUUUUCUUGGAUAAUGCAUUUUAUAUUUAAUCUGGCUAAAAUAGAAAAUAUUUAGAUGAAUGUGAUAAUGAUGUGGACUGAUUUUUAUUAGGAUAUGAUAGUGAUUUAAAAUAUCCAUGAGAAAGUGUAUGAAGUUAUAUUUAGUACAUUUAGUUCUAUAGACUGUUGACUAACAACCACCACAAAAAUAUCUGUAUUUGGCUUGUCAAAAAUAGUGCCUUGAUUGACAUUUAACAAUAAAAUUUAAAACAACUACAUGUUUAAAAUCAAAUCUCAUGGAUAUUUGAAAGAGUGAAAUAUUUUUUUAAAAACUUCUCUUUUUAAAUCUACUUUAAUGCUUAAUUGAGCAAUAAAAUUCCAUUGUAUA
This is a messenger RNA of Galleria mellonella (greater wax moth), 3587 nucleotides long. RefSeq names its product caspase-1 (gene Caspase1). The transcript has a single exon. Lineage: Eukaryota; Metazoa; Arthropoda; Insecta; Lepidoptera; Pyralidae. The record is from RefSeq and is a predicted model, not a curated record. Bases 211 to 1092 code for a protein of 293 amino acids. Gene Ontology annotation, biological process: apoptotic process; proteolysis. Gene Ontology annotation, cellular component: cytoplasm.